Molecule: messenger RNA, 645 nt
Organism: Capronia coronata CBS 617.96
Lineage: Eukaryota; Fungi; Ascomycota; Eurotiomycetes; Chaetothyriales; Herpotrichiellaceae
Exons: 1
Coding region: 1-645 (214 amino acids)
Source: RefSeq, a predicted model, not a curated record
AUGGGUGUCGCAAAGUAUAUAGAAUGGAGUCUAGGGCAACUCUUCUCCGGGGUCCGAGGCCACGACGACAAACUCGUCACGAAAAGCGACCUGUUCACAGACGUCCCGCAGAACAUCCACGUCGACUCCCCCGAAGUCGGACCGUCAGGCUCGCACAUGACUCUGAAGCACUCCUUGCUCGGCGACAACAAGUUCCCGCACCUGAAAUGGACGCUGGCGAGCGACGCCGGCAUUUCCCAGUCCGACAUCAAGGAAUACCUUCUGUUCGUGGAGGAUCCGGACGCACCUAUUCCCACACCAGGCACCCAUGCCGUGUAUUACGCGAUCCCGCCCACCAAGAUGGAAAUUAGGCCUGAGGACAUUGAUUCUGACACCAGCCAGGGCAAAGGUGCGGGCGGAGAGAAAUGGCUGAAGGGCGGCUUCCGACUCGGGAAGAAUUUAAGAGGUACGCUGUAUACCGGCCCCAGGCCUGUCCUCGGGCACGGCGAGCACCGGUACUUCUUCGAGGUGGUGGCCUUGAAGGAAAAAAUCAAUACUGCGGAGAUGAGCCCGUUGGCGACAAAGGGGGAAGUGAUGCAGCAGAUCAGGGGUAAAAUCAUCGGCUGGGGAGUCUGGGUCGGGAGAUACGAGAACAAGUGGUCAUAG